AUGCAAUUCGGCAUGCGGCAUUUGACAGAUCGGAAGGAGUUCUUGGAUCAAUACAGCAGUGCUUCGAUGCAGAAGCAUCCAUGUGGUGAGGCUCCUGAGGCCAUGCUGCGGAUGCGAUUAGAGAAACUCUCCGAGUGUCAACAGAUCUCUGAGGAGAUUUUGGGCUUGCUGCAAGCAACUGUGAGUCAUUUGCUGUGCGCUGCCUGCCGUGGCGGCGUAGAGUCCAAUGCAGCCUUGCUGAUAGAUGCGGAGGUUGCUUUGUCCGACGAGUGGAAGCGUCUUUCCGUUGCAACGCAGAAGGUUUAUCAGGAAAUCCGCGCCCAUGAUGCAGCCAUCGCUGGACAGAUGCGCAAGGUCGGUGCGGAUGCGUGCAUCAUGGACUUUGUGGAGGCACAACGCCGGGGCAUUCCGGCACCUGGCACGCUAGGGCUGCUCAGACGUGUCGAUGCCGAGCCUUUUGGGAAGUUUGAUGUCGGAGCAAAUUGUCUAAGUGUCCAAAGGCCAAGGGACAGAAAGCAAGAAGCAAAAAGCGGAUAA
This is a messenger RNA of Durusdinium trenchii, 537 nucleotides long. NCBI's taxonomy places the organism in Eukaryota, Dinophyceae, Suessiales, Symbiodiniaceae. The record is from the annotation of a GenBank genome assembly.